Messenger RNA from Carassius carassius (crucian carp), 3937 nucleotides. Its product is annotated as ephrin-B2-like. The coding region runs from base 483 to 1514 and encodes 343 amino acids. NCBI's taxonomy places the organism in Eukaryota, Metazoa, Chordata, Actinopteri, Cypriniformes, Cyprinidae. Gene Ontology annotation, biological process: axon guidance; ephrin receptor signaling pathway. The record is from RefSeq and is a predicted model, not a curated record. Gene Ontology annotation, cellular component: plasma membrane. The transcript has 6 exons. Gene Ontology annotation, molecular function: ephrin receptor binding.
AUGGACUACUGGAAUAUCUCGUUUCUUGUGUCCAACGUUUCUGCGUUUAAUGCUGCAUACUUUUACCUAUUACUGCCACUUACCGCCUUUCAAUGCCCUAAACGGGUUUAGUUUCUUGUCGGACUGUAAUUCAUUGGGUAAGUAAGUGCUGGUGGACACCCUCGCUGUUGAUUUAAGGACUGGGACAUCGUAUCUACGUCAAUAUUUUGGAUAUUAGAUGAGCGAAAAGUUAUGGACCUAUCAUUUUGGACAGUAAUAUUGUCAGAGGCGUGUUCUCCACCUGCGUGAAAGAAAGUACGACACAGCCUAAACACUUUUGUCCGCGGAAAGACAGAUUUUUUGUACCGGGUGGAUAUUCGUUUUUGUAACGGGAGUAAAAAUACAACUCCAAAUGCUUGAAUGAAAUGCUCAUGCUGCGGUUGAUGGAGGAACAUUUCUAAGAAAUUCCCCGCAGUGGACCUGGCGCCCCGUUUCAGAGGAACAUGGGAGUCCAGACAAGGGGAGCCUGGGUGGCUAUGGCGUUCUCGGACUGGGUCAGUGGAUUUGGAUUUCUCCUUAUCUUCCUGAUGGAAAGUUUAGCAGUGGAUGCGACGAACAUGGAGCCAGUCUACUGGAACACUUUGAACAGAAGGUUUGGAGAUGAGAGGGGCUACAUACUCUACCCUCAAAUAGGGGAUCGUUUGGACCUUGUAUGUCCUGCCACGAGUCCAUCUGGGCCAAACUCUCCCCCUGAGUACGAGUAUUAUAAACUCUACCUGGUGUCCUCACGAGAGCAGGCCGACAGGUGUGAGGUGAUGGGCGCCCCAAACCUGUUGCUCACCUGCGACAAACCCAACAGCGAUAUGAGGUUUACCAUCAAGUUCCAGGAGUAUUCGCCCAACCUGUGGGGUCAUGAAUUCAAGAACUUACGAGACUAUUACAUCAUAGCUACCUCUGAUGGUACAAAAGAAGGAAUCGACAGCAUGAGAGGAGGCGUCUGUGUGACGCGAGGGAUGAAGCUGGUUCUCAAAGUGGGACAGACUGCAUAUGGCCUUCCCCCAAAGCUCAAACCUGAUCCAGGCCGACCCAGCAACAGAAUCCCAGAUACAGAAAGUGGCUCUAAAGCGGGUGAUGGGAGUGAGUCCGGUGAGAGGGGAGACAGCGGGGCUGUGUCUGUCUCUAACAUUGCCUUAAUCACCGCCGGUGCCGGGGGAGCCUUCAUCCUCCUGAUCGCCGUAGUGACCGCUAUUGUGUUUUACCGCCGACGGAAAGCCAAGCACUCCGAAUCUCACCACCCAGCCCUUACGCUCUCUUCUCUUACCCCAAAGAGAGGCAGCUCCUGCGGGGCAGCUACAGGAGUCAGUGGGGGCAACAAUAAUGGCUCAGAGCCCAGUGAUAUCAUCAUUCCCCUGCGGACCUCUGACUCGGCAUACUGCCCCCAUUACGAAAAAGUCAGUGGUGAUUACGGACACCCCGUCUACAUCGUUCAAGAGAUGCCCCCUCAGAGUCCAGCCAAUAUUUACUACAAAGUAUGAGAUCAGCGGACACGCAGACAGCCCAUCCUGAAUUUAUGGUACCUCACAUACAUGUGCUGUGUCCAAGUGACUCCAUAUCUAAGAGCCUAUUCGCAGUACUAGAACUUGGACCUGAAGUUGAGUUCUAAAAAAAAGUGGUAAAUCCCGAUUUUAUGUCAUAGCAGCGUGUUUGCGUUUAUUUACACGUGUGUGUCUCUGUGCACGGAUAACGGAUUUCACAUGUACUCAGGUGCAGGUGAAUUUACAUCAUCCGCUUGUUGAAGAUGAGUUUCAACAUCCGUUCUGAUGGUUGAAACGGAGUUAUUGUGCUUAUCCUCAAAACCAAACAGUAGAGAGUGAUUCAUACAAAGAAUAACUUUAUAAAUAAUAUAAGUACCUCUUACAUUUUUACACUGGGGGGAAAUUCACUAAGAAAGUGCACUGGCUGAUUGUGUUUGUUUAUUUGCACAUGCAUUGUUUUAGUGGUCCAUUCACUAAAGGAUAUCCGGUAUCAAAAGAUCUAAACACCGCCUCCACGCCACAAUUCCCCACCUCGCUAAAUUGCAGAUUAGCACAAUCUGGCAUACUUUACUGGGACUGUACCGUAUCGCUAAGAUCCAGACAGCUGACUGAUUCUUUAAAAUGCCAAAAACAGUUUAGACUCCAUUGUGCGUCUAGAUAGGUUUCCAUUUAAAUGUUUUUUCAUCAUUUGAUGAAUUAACGUGUCAUUAUCACUAGAAACUUUACACAGACUUCAUUUUUUAAAUAUUUGCACAUUGCUAAUUGCUGGGGGGGGGGGGGGGUUUUGGACAAUUUGGGGUACCAGGUAAAACAGAUGGUGAAGACACCAAAUUCAAUGUUCCUUGCAUUUUGGAACAAUCACAAUUUUUUGGUGUAGUUGGCAGAAUCACGCAGUUUUGGCUUAGUUGGAUCUGUUGUUUUGCGCAUUAUAAAAUAAGGCUAAUUUGCAUGGAAAGGAGGCAUGUUUGCGCUGAAACUGAAAAAAAUGCUUUAAGAAUUCACUGCAAUUUUUGUUUAUUCUAUUCCAUUGCAUUCAUCUGGAUUGUGGCUAGUGAAUAAGAUGCAGAGUGUACUUGGUGCAAAAGUAAUGCAACUGUUUAGUGAAUCCGCCCCUCUUUAUUUAGUUUUUCUCAGUUCAUCUGAUUGUAAAUGUUUGUCUUUUCUGAACUCGGACCUCCAUCUGAUUUAUUUAUUGAGAAUCAAAGAAACAGUUUUUCAUUCUUUCCACUUCAUCAGCUUCCUAUCGCAACUCCUUAGCGCCCAGUUGUUUGUUGUUGAGUUUUUUUAAACAUUUUUAUGUGAGCAGCAGAAAUCGCAUGUGGAGGAGGUGUAGACAGAUGUUCGACUAUUUCAGAUGGAGACUGUUCAGAGGUUUCCAAGAGGUUGGAGGUCAAAGUUAAGCGGUCAGAGAAAAACCCCUCAGUGCUGCGUGGGAGUCCUUCACUCAAGAUGAUCUGAGGGGUACUCGCUCUCUGCCCUUCCUUCUGAAGAAUUGUGUACUUCAUGAUAAACUGCUCACUUACCCUAGACACACAAUACCAAACUUCUGUACACUUAAUACGCACAUCCACAUCACUGCAGUUUGUGUUUUCAUGUGUUAACCCCUGCAGAUGGACUUCAGCUGUGUGUUUGAAUGUGUUUCAAAGAGUUGUGGUUCAAGAUGAAGACUAAGAGAGCUAAUGCAACUGUGCAUCUAAAUUAACUCAGUCACAAACUCUCCACGGCCUCUUGAGUGUUACACAUAUCCAUUGCUUGGUUACAAUCUCGUCUCGACUCUAAUUAUCACGUUUCGGGUGAUGUCUCCAAACCAUCUCUGACAUUAUCUUCCCUGUGCCAGCUUGAGGCUUCAGGUCCACAGUUCAGAGUUAUUUCACUGGAUGAGACAUGACAUCAUCACGAGAGACAGUACCUUACCAGCCGGAGAGACCCAAGCUUUCUGGAUCAGACUUCUCUCUUCAAGUCACUGUUGAUUUAAGGAUUUCUUGCCGUCAUUACCAUAAACGAGUAACUACCAGAAAUGGCACCUUUAUAAUUUUGUUAUGGGAUUUUUUAAAUGUUUUUAUUCCUCCUGUUUUAUUGCUUUCAACAGUGUUAAUUUGUUUGUAGAUUGAGCAAAUGAGAAUAUUUUUAAUGAAGGAAAAACAAACAGUUUUAUCCAACCUGCCCUGCUUGUGUCUGUGGUAAUCCUCGAUGGUAACAAGCAUUGGGAACUGUAAGAAAUUUAACAGUUGUGGUUCUGAUUCCCUUUAACUGUCCCAUUGACUAUUCCUUUAGUACAUCUGAAGAAAGACAUUUGCAUUUUUUGCAUUUUCUGUCCUUAACAGUCUGUUGCCAAAUUAUGGACUUUUCACAGAAUUUUAAUGGUGACAAAUUCAAUCCAAUAAUUAGUCCUAUGUAUUAAAUAAAAAACUGAAUGUCAAAAA